Molecule: messenger RNA, 1463 nt
Organism: Hibiscus syriacus
Lineage: Eukaryota; Viridiplantae; Streptophyta; Magnoliopsida; Malvales; Malvaceae
Product: protein ROOT PRIMORDIUM DEFECTIVE 1-like
Exons: 1
Coding region: 121-1311 (396 amino acids)
Molecular function (GO): RNA binding
Source: RefSeq, a predicted model, not a curated record
UGAAACCAGCGUCUUAGGUGUCAGCCCGAGCUCUUUUUGUCCAUCAAGUGUUCGUCAUAAGUUCUCAGCGAGUUGACCGUAAGAGUAGAACAACGAAACCAUUGCUAAUUUCGCGUCAAAAUGCUCAAAUCCAUAUUGAAACACCAAAAUCCGUGUCGAGUUAUCGUUAGUCGAUUCAAAACAUCCUCUGUCCAGUAUGUGGAAUCCAGAGCUAGGGACUCUACGUUUGAGAAACUGAUGGACAAAUACAAAAACCUUCUCAAAGUCAUUUCAAUACAAGAUCUUAUCCUUGCAAAUCCCACCAAUAACCCUCCUUCGGUCUCCCUUGAUUUCCUCUCCAGGCUCUCCCAAAAGCUACAUCUCAACCGUGGCGCUGCCUCUUUUCUCCGUAAAUACCCCCAUAUUUUCCACAUUUUCUAUGAUCCCAAUAAAUCUCAGACUUUCUGUAGGUUGACCGAUGCUGCUAUCUAUAUUUCCCGACAGGAAGCAGAAGCUAUCAAUGCUUCUCUGCCUUUAGUUGUUGAUCGCUUAGUAAGGCUUUUGUCUAUGUCGACAACCAAAUCAUUGCCUCUCCGUGCUGUUUUUAAAGUUUGGAGGGAACUUGGGUUGCCUGAUGAUUUCGAGGACUCGAUCAUAUCCCGGAAUCCUCACAUUUUCAGGCUUGUUGGUGCUCACGAACCUAAUACUCACAUUUUAACACUCACUGAUGAAAUGCGUGAUGAACGCUUUGUGGCUUCCGUCGAGAAUUGGCGAGUCACAGAGUGUUGUAAGGAGGACUGCGGUGUCGACAGAAUGGAAAUUCAAUAUAGUUUUAAACAUAGCUAUCCACCAGGGAUGAGGCUGAGAAGGGAUUUUAAAGCCAAGGUUAAGGAAUGGCAAAGAUUGCCUUACGUAGGGCCUUAUGAAGAGAUGGGAGAAAAGAAGAGAUCCAAGGCAGAAAUAAUGGCAGUAGAAAAACGGGCAGUGGCCGUUGUGCACGAGUUCUUGAGCUUGACGGUGGAGCGGAUGGUGGAGGUGGAGAAGAUUAGCCAUUUCAGGAAAUCGUUCGCCAUCGAUUUAAACAUAAGGGAUUUGUUCCUUGACCACCCGGGGAUGUUUUAUUUGUCAACCAAGGGUAAAAGACAUACUGUUUUUCUUAGAGAAGCAUAUGAAAGGGGCUGUUUGAUCUACUCGAAUACGGUUUAUAGUGCAAGGAGAAAGCUUCUAGACCUUGUUGUGCUGGGACGCCAUGCCAUGUUAACCAAUGAAUCAAGGUCAGUUGAAACUUGUCAAACUGUGAAACCUUGGGUAAAAGAUGAGAAUGGAGGAUAAAGGCUUUAGUUCAUUUUUAAGUGCCUUUUCUCUUGUUCUUUCCUAUGCACUUUGGUUCUAAGUUCUAGCAUGCUUGCAAACUUCAGCAUUGUUGUUUUAUUCUAACUCUGAGGCUUGCAUGCAUACAUUACACACAUAUAAUAUGUACGUAC